AAAAAAAAAAAUAUUUUUAUUAAAUUAAUUAAUUAAUAAAAAAAAUAUAUAAAAUAAAAUAAAAAAAUUAUUGAAAUUUUUUUCAAAUUUAUUAAAAUUUAAUUUUUUUAAUUUCAAUCAUAAUUAUCUUCAUAAUUAUACAACCUAUUCAAAUAUCUUAAUAUGGAUUAUUAAAAAAAAAAUAAUUUUGUUUAAUAUAUAUAUAUUUAUACAUAUAUAUAGACAAUUUUAUUUUAUAAAUGAAAACAAAAUAUCAAAAAUAAAGUCAGACAAGAAAAUCACCAGGAUUUCAUAAAAUAUCCUUGCAAAUAACGAAAAAAAAAAACAGAAACCAAUUAAAUUUAAAGUACCUAUAUAUUAUUGCAUCCAGUUACAAAAAUGAAGUCAUUGUUAUCGGUUGUAUUACUUUUGUCUAUAAAUCCAGGGCAACCAUUAUCUUAUCCAACAUAUGGAACAAAAAGAUAUCAUCGAACUUCAGCUUCAUCUUCUUAUAUACCACCAAAUCAUUCGUAUCAAUUAAAUUCAUAUUACGAUAACCAACCAAUUCUAACAUCAUCAUCAUCAUCAACAUCAACAUCAGGUUCGUCAACAGGUUCAAAUCAAUUAUCUUCAUAUGGUUCUCUACCAUAUUCAUUACAAAAUUAUCCUAAUACAAAUUUAAAUAAUAACAAUAAUAACGGUUAUAUUCCUGAAACAAAUAAUAAUUAUUAUUAUUAUCCUCAUCAUGAAUAUCGUACGUAUGGUAUGCCAACAUAUCAUGGUGAAUAUAAACCAAAACCAUAUUAUUAUGCACCAGCACCAAGAUAUAGUUAUUUUGAUGAUCAUGAAAUAACAUCAAAUCCAUUUGAUGAUUUACAUGAAGAAAUGUUACACGAAGAUGAACGUAUUCAACAUAGACAAAUAUUACAAGAUCAACCAGCAUAUUUUGGUAAAGAAAAUUGGUAUCAAACUGGUCCAAGUCGACAAGAUGAAUUAACAAAUAAUUUUUUAAGAAAUUUAAUUGCAUAUAAUAGGCAACUUGAACAACAAGAACGUGAAAGACAAUUAGCUGAACAAGCAAUUGAUGAUGAAUAUAUGCAAAGAGAUCAAUAUGCUGUAUAUAAUAAUGAACCAGAACCAGAAUAUGAUGAUUAUUCAGAAAUUGGUGAUUAUGAAUAUGAAAAUUCACAACCAAUUGAACCAAAAAAUGUAUUAGAAAGAAAAAAAUUUGAGACAAUACAAGCAAAUCAACAAGAAAAAUUUUUACAAGAACAAAAACAACGUCAACAAUAUCAAAAUAAAUUGAAUGAAGUAGAUGAUGAAGAUGUUAGACAACUUAAAAAUCUUGCUAAAUAUUCAAAACAAAAUACAAAUGAUAAUUCUCAUUUAAUUUUAAAACAAGAAGAUGAUAAAAUAUCAAAACCGAUAAUAACACCUACAUAUAAUUUUGAUAAAACAACAUCACAAAAAGAUCAAAAAUCAUUGAAACCAGAAAAUUCAGCUAAUUCUGUAUUAAAAUCAAAUACAAAUUAUGAUUAUAAAUCACAACAAAAUAAAUAUAUUGAACCUGUUGAACCAGAACAAAUUGAAGAUUCUGAUGAAUGGUAUACACCACAACAAUCAUCGAAUUCAAAUUCAGAAAAAUCUUCAUAUUCAUCUGUACCACAAUAUGAUGAACCUGAAGAAUAUUAUGAAGAAGAUGAUGGUGCAUGGAUUAGUUGGGAUCGUAAACGAAGUAAUGAUCGUGCUAAAAUCAAUUUUGAAUCAAUACCAAAAAAAAUUGAUUUAAUAAAAGCAUUUAAUGAUCGUAAACCACAAAAUAUUAAAUUUUUAAAUGCAAAAACAUCAUCAGAAUUGGGAGAAUCACAAAAAAUUUCAACAACAACAACAAUUUCUUCAAUAAGGAAUUCAUUAAUUAAAAAUAAAUUAACGACAACACCAUCACCAUUUUUAAAUAAAAAAUCAACAACAAUAUCAUCUAAUAUUGUUACAUCUACAGUAUUACCAGUAGUUAUUAAUAAAAUGAUAGGACAAAAAGAAGUUGUAUUACCAAGACCAGCUAGUAUUUCACAACAUAUCUUUUCGGCACCAAUUUUAAAUUUAAUAACAAAUAAAGAUUCACAACAGAAUGCAGCAGCAGCAGCACCAUCAUCAGAUUCAUCACAUAAAUUACAAAAUAAACUUAAUAGAAAUUCUGAUGCCAUCUACAAAACAAUAAAACAAUUAAUGCAAAUGGAAAAUAAUUUAGAUCAGGACUCUAAAAAACAUAAACGAUUUGUUACAAAUGAAGAAAAUUUAGUUAAUGAAUUAGAUAAAUUAAAACGGCAAACAAAAUCAUAAAUAAAAUAUAUAUAGGUUAGCUUAUAACAAAUUCUUUAUUAAAUAUAUUUUUUAAGAAAAAACUAAAAAAAAAAACAAAAAAAAUUAAAAAUAAACAAAUAUUAUUAUCAACAACCUAAUUAACACCAUAUUAAAACAUAAUCUUUGUAAAAAAAAAUUCAUGUAAAAAUAAAAAUAUAUGAAAUGAAUUAUAAAAUACGGUAAAUAUUAUAAUUAUAAUUAUUUAUAAAUUCCAUAUGUCACAUGUUUCUGUCACAAUUUUACAGAAAUUUCAAAAAAAAAUUACUAGCAUUUCAAUAAUGUAUAAGUACUUUAUUCGAUUGUUUUGUCAUAAAAUAAAAUCCUCAACUAAAAAUAUCAUUUCUAAUACAAUCUAAAUUAAUUUUAAUUUAAAACAUGGCUGAAAAUAAAAACUAUUCAUUAUUUUUGAAUAAUUAAUUUGUAACUAUUACAUAACAUAUAAAAUAUU
Molecule: messenger RNA, 2788 nt
Organism: Condylostylus longicornis
Lineage: Eukaryota; Metazoa; Arthropoda; Insecta; Diptera; Dolichopodidae
Product: probable serine/threonine-protein kinase DDB_G0280133
Exons: 3
Coding region: 379-2319 (646 amino acids)
Source: RefSeq, a predicted model, not a curated record